Colias croceus (clouded yellow) is the source of this 1973-nucleotide messenger RNA. Its product is annotated as type 1 phosphatidylinositol 4,5-bisphosphate 4-phosphatase. NCBI's taxonomy places the organism in Eukaryota, Metazoa, Arthropoda, Insecta, Lepidoptera, Pieridae. The record is from RefSeq and is a predicted model, not a curated record. Gene Ontology annotation, biological process: phosphatidylinositol dephosphorylation. The coding region runs from base 124 to 831 and encodes 235 amino acids. Gene Ontology annotation, cellular component: late endosome membrane; lysosomal membrane; phagocytic vesicle membrane. Gene Ontology annotation, molecular function: phosphatidylinositol-4,5-bisphosphate 4-phosphatase activity. The transcript is spliced from 4 exons.
AAACUGGUUUAGUUUUUUCUGUGAAUGUACCUGAAGUUAAGUUGGUAUUACAAUUUUAUUUCGGAAAAAUCGUAAUAAACAAAAUAUCUGCACAAUUGAUUAAAAAUUAUUAGUGUUAGCAUCAUGGGUGAUGGACAAAGUGAAAAUCAGCCUCUGCUUAGAGAUGAGGAGGAGAAUGUCAGCACCAUAUCGCCGAUCGGUCCGGAUGAACUUCCUCCACCUUACCAGCAAGCAGGCACGCCAAUGGUCACUUGCCGGGUUUGUCAAGCAAUGAUUGACAUAUCUGGUAAAAGGGAGCAGCAUGUUGUAAAAUGUUCUGAAUGUAAUGAAGCAACGCCGAUACGGAACGCGCCGCCCGGCAAGAAGUACGUGCGUUGCCCCUGCAACUGCUUGCUGAUCUGCAAGUCGUCGUCGCAGCGCAUCGCAUGUCCGCGCGCGGACUGCAAGCGGAUCAUCAACCUCGCGCCGUCGCCCGUCACGCCGCCCGUGCCCACGCUGCCCGGCAUGCGCCGCGUCAUUUGCGCGCAUUGCCAGGACACGUUUUUGUAUCAACCACUGAAAAACGCGCCAGUGCGAUGCCCACACUGCCGCAAGGUAUCGUCGGUUGGAGCGCGGAUGGCGAUGGUCCGAGGCACGAUUUUCGCGGUUCUCGCACUCAUAGUUUUGGCGAUAGCUCUCGGAGUCACAUUCGGUACUCUUUCUGCUGCGAAAAGCCACGGAGGGGGUGUAUAUGUAGCAUACGUAGGAGCGUUCGUUCUCGCAUUACUUCUCGGCAGCCGAGCUAUAUAUUAUUUCGCGAUGAAAGUAAGUAUAAUCGAAGGCCCCAUGUAGAAGGCCCGAAGGAAUAAUCUGACUUGUGAUAGUAAGGUUAGGAUGUAUACAUGAAUAUUAUCUUGAUUCCAUAUUGCAUUAUUAUGUUAUAUAAACGUAUGUUUUACUAUAGAUAGGAUCUUGAAACUAUAUAAUGGACUGGACUGUAUCUCAUAAUAGAUACGUUGUGACAUUAGAGUUUGCUAAAACAAUAUAAAGCAUGACUCACGUAACACUAAGUUCUUGUUGUGUCGAGCCUUCAUCACUGGAUUCUAUAUAAAUGAAACAUUUCCAGAUUGAUAGGGAAAAAAUAUUAUUUUACUGAUAAGCAUUAGAAAUGUACUAUCAUGUCUGAUAGUGAAAACGUAUCGCAGGCUUUCCUUAACGAGACUUUGGUGUGACAUGAAUUUGUAAUUUAGUAGUAUCUCGAGAAUUAACAUUAGUGCUUUGACAUUUUAAAAGAAUUAAUUUGGUAGAAUUACAUAGGUAAGCAUUCCGUUAUCGUGUGUGAAAGUUUGUUUAUUUUUAUGAAAUUAUAAAGUAACAUUAUUUGUAAAAAUCACUAUUGAGUAAACUGUACUGUACAUUGGCUGUCUAUGUACCUACUCGGUGAAUCUUUAUAAGUUCACCACUCAUUAGUCAUUAGACCUUCAUAUUAUCAACGCAUAAAAAUGUUAAAUGUGUGUAAAUGCAAUAACCUUUAUAUAGUUAUGUGUUCCGAAAAAUAAACAUAAAAAAACCAUAGAUAAACAUUUGUAUUGUGUAUAUGAGAAUUUGAUAUUAUUCGAAUAAAUAUUUGUUAUUAAUUGAUAAAAAACGAUGACGUCAAGUCCCGCUACUUGUUGACUUUUUACGAUUAAAGAAAUUAUGAUACUCGGCAUUAACAGCUUUAGUUUCAAACACUAACAAUGAAAUAUUGUAUAUUAGUUUAAAACAAACAUAUUCGGUAGUUAAUGCCUAUGCUGGAAUUAAGCGCAGCUACUUAAACUCCGAAAAAAGAGUUCAUUCAUGUAUUUUAACUGUAUUGUAUAUGAAAAUUGAAUAUAAGUAUAAAUUAUAUAAAUUGAUAAACAUAAUAUAUAUCGUGUUAAUGAAAUAACGCAAAAGAAUAGAUACCUGAAUCUUAAUGUAAGGAAAUGAUAAAAUAAAAUGUCAUAAGUAAA